UAUACCAACUCGUUCCUUAUAUUGUCAUCGCAAUCGUCAGCCAUGUAGCCAUGUUACAACAGUCAGGGAGCGACUGGCCCGCGCUGGCUUACCAUGAGCCGUCCAUCACCACGAUACUAAUACAGUCUUCGUUUGUCUUGGCGUCCAAUAUCCUCAACCACAUCGUCAACUCGCUUCUCUACUGCGGGCUUAUCGGACAAAUCCUUAUCGGCGUCGCCUAUGGCACUCCUGGAGGAGAGAUACUCUCUCGCGACGUCGAGGCCACCAUCGUACAGUUGGGGUACCUCGGCCUCAUUCUGCUUGUCUUUGAAGGCGGCCUUGCAACGCACUUUCGCUCAUUGAAAGCCAACAUAUUCCUCUCGAUUGGAGUCGCGGUGACCGGCAUUGGCGUGCCGAUUGCCCUGUCCUUCGUGCUAGGUACUUUGGUAGGGGCGUCUAAGCUAGAGUGCUUUGCUGCCGGCGCUGCGCUGUGUUCCACGAGCCUCGGGACAACCUUCACUGUCCUCCGAUCGAGUGGAUUGAGCCAAUCCCGACUCGGCGUGGUGCUGGCGAGCGCCGCAAUGCUGGACGAUGUCGUCGGCUUGGUUAUGGUUCAGGUGGUCGCUAGUCUCGGCGCAUCUGAUGCGUCCAUCUCCGCGACGACGGUGUUGCGGCCGGUGCUUGUGUCUCUUGGCUUCACAGCCGUGACACCUCUAGUAUGCUUCGCGCUCGUCAAGCCUGCAACGCUGGCCUUGAACAGCCACCGGCAGAGCUCUCCGGGCAGCCGACUCGACAAAGUCCUCCGCACGCGACGUGCUGCUCUUGGCUUCCACACGGCACUGCUUCUGGCCCUCGUCGCCGCGUCUAGCUAUGCGGGCACGUCGAAUUUGUUUGCGGCGUAUAUUGCUGGCGCAGCAAUCAGCUGGUGGGAUGCCGAAGUGCCUCACGCUGGGAGCGUUGCAGGGACGCAACAAGUCCCAGCCACGGACCCAGGGCCACGCCUUGUCGAAUCAGACCCCGCUGAUAACUACUCCGGACGCGAAGUCUAUGCGCACUACUACGAGCCCGUGGUCCAGAGGCUGCUGCAGCCAUUCUUCUUUGGAUCGAUCGGCUUCUCCAUACCAAUCGCCCGCAUGUUCUCCGGCAAUGCGCUCUGGAAGGGCAUCGUGUAUGCCAUCCUCAUGUGCAUUGCCAAGCUGACCUGUGGUCUGUGGCUAGUGCGGUUCCCCGGAGUCGUUCCCGGCAUCAAGGCAUGCAUCAAACAGCUCAAGCUGGAGCACCGGAAGGCGUCCCCAGCCCAAGAUGCAGCAACGGAGCUUCAGCAACGGCACCCAGGAGACAUACCCGAAACACAGAACCAGGCGACGGAGCCGCAGGAUGCCGCUGGGAGCAGCAGUACGACCGGCGAGGGGGAAGCUAGUCACGACGCCUCUGCAGGUGAUGACUGUUCAAUAGGCGAGGUGCGCCACUCGGAAGGCACGACGUCUGGUGAAACACAACCGAGAGAUCGCAAUACGUCUCCGCAUCCCUUGAAGCCGUUGUCGUUGUAUCCUGCAGCCAUCAUGGGCUGUGCCAUGGUUGCGCGUGGAGAAAUUGGCUUUCUCAUCUCCUCUGUCGCACAAAGCCACGGCGUGUUUGGGCGUUCCGGCUCAGACGGCGGCUCAGAAAUCUUCCUUGCCGUCACCUGGGCCAUCGUUCUUUGCACAAUUCUAGGCCCGUUGUGCACCGGCCUCCUCGUUCGAAGAGUCAAGAGUUUGGAAUCGGGGCGGAAUGGUGGUCAAGCAGGGGGACAAAGCAAAGACGUAUUGGGAGCUUGGGGUCCUUGAGAAAAUAAUGUCUCAACAGCGGCAACCUUAGGCGCAAUGAAAGAAAAGCCUGAGCAUUGUCUUGGCCGAGCCCAACUUGGAAGCGCUUGGCAGACUCUCCAUGAUGCAUCGAUGCGCUGUGUCACAUCCACGUCAAGCGUCGCCUCUGGACUUGGGGAAAUACCGGAAGGCAUUUCAGAAGCCCGUAGCCUAGUACGAAUGUACGAAAGCAACUGUC
This is a messenger RNA of Purpureocillium takamizusanense, 2022 nucleotides long. RefSeq lists its product as uncharacterized. The transcript is spliced from 2 exons. The record is from RefSeq and is a predicted model, not a curated record. NCBI's taxonomy places the organism in Eukaryota, Fungi, Ascomycota, Sordariomycetes, Hypocreales, Ophiocordycipitaceae. The coding region runs from base 51 to 1805 and encodes 584 amino acids. Gene Ontology annotation, molecular function: antiporter activity. Gene Ontology annotation, cellular component: membrane. Gene Ontology annotation, biological process: proton transmembrane transport.